UUGUCAUCAAUCCAUCGAGAACAUAUACUUAUAAUCUACACAACACACACAUAUAUAAAUAUAAUGGCAGGCUUGAUGAAGAGGAGCAGUAAUGUGGUUGUUGCCGUCGCCGCCCUCCUCGUGGCGGUGUUGGCUCUCAUGAUGGCGGCGGUGAGCGGCCAAGGCGACACCUGCAGCGCCGCGCUCGGCCGCCUCAACGUCUGCGCCGCCUUCGUGGUGCCCGGAGCGGCGGCCACCACCCCGAGCGCCGACUGCUGCGCCGCCCUCCAGGGCGUCGACCACGACUGCAUUUGCAACACCCUCCGCGUCGCCUCUCGCAUCCCCGCUCAGUGCAACCUCGCCCCCCUCUCCUGCCCCGCGAGCUAAUGGAGGGAGGAGAUUGAGAAUUGAAGAAUAAUAAAGCAUGGAGGAUCCAUAUCUUAGCCAUUAGAUAUAUAUGGAUCAAGUUUGGGUUUUAUUAGGACAGUCUGAAUGGUUAAGACCUCUUAUCUGAAUUGAUCAGACAUUUGCCUCUGAAUAGUUAAGCAAUAUACUAGCUCUUAAUGGUUCAGACCUCUUACUGGUUCAGCACUUAAUGGUUCAGACCUCUUAUUGGUUCAGCACUUACCCAUUCAGAAGUUGUCAAACAGCCCCUGAGUAAAACAACACCACGGUU
Molecule: messenger RNA, 655 nt
Organism: Cuscuta campestris
Lineage: Eukaryota; Viridiplantae; Streptophyta; Magnoliopsida; Solanales; Convolvulaceae
Source: the annotation of a GenBank genome assembly